This is a messenger RNA of Sinocyclocheilus rhinocerous, 1299 nucleotides long. It is a transcript of the gene ddrgk1, whose product is annotated as DDRGK domain containing 1. The coding region runs from base 1 to 750 and encodes 249 amino acids. Lineage: Eukaryota; Metazoa; Chordata; Actinopteri; Cypriniformes; Cyprinidae. The transcript is spliced from 8 exons. Gene Ontology annotation, molecular function: ubiquitin-like protein ligase binding. The record is from RefSeq and is a predicted model, not a curated record. Gene Ontology annotation, biological process: protein K69-linked ufmylation; cartilage development; negative regulation of IRE1-mediated unfolded protein response.
AUGUUCGAGAAGCUGCAGAAGACACAGGCGCAAGUGCACAGCAGAGUGAACGUCCAGCGCGCGCAGCGGCCGUCAGACAACGAGGACAGUCCUGUGGAAGCGGAUGAGGAUCAGGAAGACAGGCAGCCGUCUGAAGAACGUCCUCAAGCCGCUGCUAAAGUCGGAGCGAAGAAACAGAAGAAGCUGGAGGAGAAACAAGCGCGGAAAGCUCAGAGAGAGGCCGAGCUGGAAGAGCGAGAGGAGAGGAGGAAGAUGCAGGAGCUCAGAGAUCAAGAGAGACAGAAAGAAGACGAGAAGGAGAGACUGCAAGAGCAAAAACGGGAGGAGGAGUUACAGCAUGCCAAGGAGGAGCAGGAGCGGAAGGAGGAGGAGGAGUACCUGCGGCUGAAGGAGUCUUUUGUGAUCGAGGAUCAGGGAGAAGCAGAAGAGCUCAGCGAGCAAGAGUCUCGCAACCUGCUGCAGGAGUUCAUCCAGUAUGUCGAGAAGUCUAAAGUGGUUUUGCUGGAGGAUUUGGCGUCCCACUUCAGCAUGCGCACACAGGAUGCUAUUAGCAGACUGCAGGACCUGAUAGCAGACGGCUCCCUGACAGGAGUGAUCGAUGACCGAGGGAAGUUUAUUUUCAUCACGCCGGAGGAGCUGAACGCUGUGGCUCAGUUCGUGAAGAAGAGAGGAAGAGUCUCCAUCUCAGAACUCGUUCAAGCCAGCAACACCCUCAUAAACCUCACGCCUGAGCUCCAGAGCAGCGCAUGAACCUCCUGGAGGAGCCCAAAAUGCUGUUUCCAAUGCAAGGACUUGUAAAUAAAGCGGGAUGCAUACUAUCAUUUACAGUCCAUGUCAUGUCAGAACCAGCGUGCAGUGCUCAUUUCCUAAUCUAAUUUCCCUUACUUCACUCUAUAAGCAUCAUUUACCGUAGAUACAGCCAUGUCUGCUGUCAUCUCAAUCACUUUAUGAAAUAGCUUGAGGCUAAUACAGAGGACUCGUUUUCAGAUUUUAUGUCAUUAUUGUUAUACACACACACUUUAAACAGGAUUCCCUCAGUCGUGCUUUGGAUAAAAGUGUCUGCUAAAUGCUUAAAUGUAUAUUUUUCUAGUAAUAUUCAGCUCUGCAGUAUAUCAUUACAUAGAAAUGCUGUAAUAGUUCUUAAAUGAUUUGUAGAACGGCUUAUCUGGUCAUUUAAAACAACUCAAAAAGUCAUGGAUAUUUAUUGGUCAGAAACUGUAUUUUCCUCUCGCUCUUGACUGCCGUCAAAUAAAAUGGCAAAAAGCACAAAAAACAAGUGACAAUUUAAAGAGGGCUUUU